AUGAAGACCUUGGCACAGAUUCCGCCAUCCCCAGCUUUGAGUAAGAAGUCUUCAUCCUUAUUUGAACACGGUCGACCAAGAUCACAAGCAGGUGGGGGAAAUUCCAGACCGGGUUCCAGCUACAACUCUGAUGGCUCUGCAGGAGCACCAUCGCGACAGGGAAGUCGACCAGGUUCCAGUGCUGGGCAGGAUGACCAUUCCGCAGCAUUCUGUGCCUCUGGCAAUCCAUUCAAACGCAGCUUAUCGACCAACAGUGGCACUCCACGAAAAACCUCUGCUAUUGUCGUUGCAAAAACUCCACAGACCAGAGCGAGUCCAAGCCGUGCUUCGCACGCGUCCUCUACCAAGUUGGACAGUAUUCGCAUGUCAAGUUCGGAAGACGCUGCGAGCACUUACCCUGAAAAGACAAAGUUUGAAAAACGUUCCAUCAUGCCUGGCUCCAAAUCCGUCACUUCAAGACCAACAAAGCCCCGAGCAUCGGCUACUGGUCUGAUCAAGAAGCCUUCCCUUCCCUCAGUGUCUAAGGCUGCGGGCGCACCACCAGAAUCUUGGGAUGGUGCUAUCCCGCCCGCACCGGCCGCUUCAAGCCCCAUGGGCUCUACACCACUAACAAACCGAAAGUCUUCGGCAGCGCUGCGAGAACAAAUUGCCAAGGCCAAGGCAGCCAAGCGCGCGGCUGUUAGACAAUCAUCUGCAAAUCGGGAAUCAAUUGGAGCAUCUACCAUGUCAUCAAUUGCCGCAAAUGGCUUCGACAUGGAACAUGAUGACCCUUUUAAUCUGAGCAAGGGAGCCAAGCCGAGCGCUCAACUUUUGCAGCAACGAGUGGCGGCUGCACGAACUACGGGCAGGUUGAACAUUGCCGCGUUGGGACUAAAGGAAAUUCCACAAGAAGUUGUGAGAAUGUAUGAUUUAGAGAGCAUCGACAGCUACGACGGUACCUGGGCCGAGAGCGUAGACCUCACGAGGCUCGUUGCAGCGGAUAACGAUAUCGAAUGUUUGGACGAAAACAUAUUUCCAGACGCGAGCCCAGGGAUGUUUGAUGAGCAAGAAGGACAGGGGAACAUAUUUGGUGGACUAGAGACGCUAGAUAUGCACGGAAAUCUGCUUACACAUAUUCCUCUUGGUUUCCGGCGCCUUGCGAACCUGACGUCGCUCAAUCUUUCUUCAAACAAGCUUGAAAAUGAUAGCCUAGAUAUAAUAUCCCAAAUGCCUUCUCUUCGAGACCUCAAGCUGUCAAAGAAUCAGCUGUCUGGUCCACUGAACUCGGCACUGAUGAGCCUGAGUUGCUUGGAGAUGCUCGAUAUUCACGGAAACGGCAUCUCCGCUUUGCCUCCCGUUGUCGAGAACAUGCAGCGUCUCCGCAUCCUGAAUAUGAAUGAGAAUAAACUCGAAAGUCUACCUUUUGAGAGUUUGUCAAAGCUUCCCUUGACAGAACUAUCCGUGAGGAAGAACAGACUUUCAGGUGUGCUCAUUCAGGAGCCAGUCGAUUCUCUCCCCUGCUUGCAAAGUCUCGACGCCUCAGUAAAUCAGUUGACUCACCUGACGCCUGUGGAUAGCGUCAUCAGCCUCCCGGUGAUUCAUGCCAUUUCGCUAUCUGUCAACAGACUGCAAUGUCUCCCCGAUAUGUCGACGUGGACAAAUCUCUUGACAUUAUCCGUGGAUGAGAACCAUAUCGCCAACAUUCCCGACAGCUUUACCGGCUUGCAAAAGCUGCGUUACGCAGAUUUCGGCAGCAACGACGUCAGGAUAGUGCCACCAGAGAUUGCCAGAAUGCAAAGCCUCUCAAUGAUUCGGUUGACAGGCAAUCCGUUAAGAGAUCGCAAAUUGGUCUCGGCUGCGACGGACGAGUUGAAAGAGAUCUUGGCCGGUCGCCUGGAGCCACCGCCUCCGUAUCAAGAGCCUGGACACCACACCGCUGUCACGGGCUUGAUGGGCAGUCUUUCAGAAAUGGACGACAGACUCAAGGCAGCUGGCCACGUUGACCCCAUUCCCCCCAGUAACGAUGAAGACGUUCGAUCUGACGUGGAAGACAACUUCACCACACCGCCCACCUCUGCUCCGCAUACUCCAAACCGGUCACGAUCACAAACAGUCGUGAAAGACGUCUGGUUCGUCAAGUCAGGCGGCUUGUUGGACUUGUCGAGAUGCGGCAUGUCCUCUUUAAACCCCAGUACCUGCUCCACCGUCGCUUCGCAGAACCAGGUGCGCCAAGUCCAACUACAUCAUAACCCUAUUGCGUCGAUGCCUAUUGCGCUUGGCGCAUUUGGCUCAACUCUAUCGUUCCUUUCCUUGGCACAUACACAGAUAACGGGGAUCUCGUAUCUUACAGAAACGCUUGAGUUACCCGCUCUGCGAGAAUUGAGUCUCUUGUCAAACCAAAUCACAAGCUUGACUCCCCUGGCAAAGUUCCUCAAAGCGCCAACCUUGGAGAAGCUUGACGUGACGCUCAAUCGCGUGAGGUCACUUUCCGGCGCUUUGAAACAAGCGUUUCCCCGAUUGUCCGUGCUACUGGUAGCAAGCAAUCAGUUAUCAGAGCUCGAUCCCGAAUGGAUCCGGGGACUGAAGAUUGUCGACGUGUCUUGUAACAACAUUGACCAGCUCAACGCUAGGCUCGGCCUCCUUGGGGGCGUUGACGGACUAGAGCGAUUAGAAGUUUCUGGUAAUCGAUUCAGAGUGCCGAGGUGGAGCGUACUUGAAAGGGGCACCGAGGCCACACUGAGAUGGUUGCGAGGAAGACUUCCGAAUGAAGAAAUGGCAGCUUGGAGGGCGGCAAAUAGUGAGGAUAGUGGAGAGGAUGUUGACUGA
Messenger RNA from Metarhizium album ARSEF 1941, 2805 nucleotides. Its product is annotated as Leucine-rich repeat protein. Lineage: Eukaryota; Fungi; Ascomycota; Sordariomycetes; Hypocreales; Clavicipitaceae. Bases 1 to 2805 code for a protein of 934 amino acids. The record is from RefSeq and is a predicted model, not a curated record. Gene Ontology annotation, molecular function: protein binding. The transcript has 2 exons.